GGCACCAACUCGCGCGCGAUUUCGCGAGACCUGUGACGUCGACGCGUGGCCUUUUCACUUCCGGCUGUUUUCAGAGUUGUGGUGAACGGAACAACAUGCCUGCACCAGCGAGUCAGACCAAUGUCGGGGCCCGGGCCCCCUCUAGCAAGGCCGUCACACCUCGUGCAGGGGGAGGCAGCCAGCUCAGACAAAGGAAAACCCCAUCUUCAGCCUCCAGAGGCCAGGCCAGGGCUACAGGCAACACUGCAGGGAUGUGGCGGUUCUACACAGAAGACUCUCCUGGCCUCAAAGUUGGCCCUGUCCCCGUUCUCGUGAUGAGCCUGCUGUUCAUCGCCUCAGUCUUCAUGCUGCACAUCUGGGGCAAGUACACAAGAGGGUAGGGGGCGCCGCUGCACAGUCUACCAACUCUUCAUCAAGACGGCCACCAAUCAUCAUAGAGAAUCACCAGAAAGAAACCUUUUAGUCCCCUGUAUUGUAACAUUUUUUUAAACUCAAUACUUUGAGAAUGAUGAUGUUACAUCCCCCAUUCAAGUACAAGAAGUCUGUAUGCACUGGAAUUUUGUACUUUUCUUUUCAAGAAGGAAACUUUAUUUCCUUUUGUCCAUAAACAAAGCAUUGUUUUGGGUACAUGAGUGCCAAGAGGAUAAAUUAAGGAUUGUAAACAAGUUAAAAUAAUUAGAUUAAUAGUAGGUAGUACCGGUAGUACAAAACAUGUUAUUUUUGAAGACCAUUCCAAGUUUUAAGUUCCAGCUACCUUACAGUUUGUAUGUAAAUGUCAUGUGUACCUUCUAUGCCUUGAUGUUGAGGUGUUACUAGGAGAAUAACAUGAUGCUUUUCUUUUCUGUUCAACCUGUUUACCUUUCUUUGUAAACAAACUUGAUUGUGAUAUUUUGACAAUAAAUUCUCACAUACCAGUG
Branchiostoma belcheri (Belcher's lancelet) is the source of this 917-nucleotide messenger RNA. Its product is annotated as protein transport protein Sec61 subunit beta-like. Bases 96 to 380 code for a protein of 94 amino acids. NCBI's taxonomy places the organism in Eukaryota, Metazoa, Chordata, Leptocardii, Amphioxiformes, Branchiostomatidae. The transcript is spliced from 4 exons. Gene Ontology annotation, cellular component: Sec61 translocon complex. Gene Ontology annotation, biological process: intracellular protein transport. The record is from RefSeq and is a predicted model, not a curated record.